This is a messenger RNA of Trichosurus vulpecula (common brushtail), 1404 nucleotides long. RefSeq names its product keratin, type I cuticular Ha4-like. Lineage: Eukaryota; Metazoa; Chordata; Mammalia; Diprotodontia; Phalangeridae. The transcript has 7 exons. Bases 1 to 1404 code for a protein of 467 amino acids. The record is from RefSeq and is a predicted model, not a curated record. Gene Ontology annotation, molecular function: structural molecule activity.
AUGACUUCUAGCAGCAGUGGAAACAACUCUUCUAGGGCUUCUCUUAAGAGCUGUCUAAAGCCUUCUGGCCGAAGAGCUGUUUCUAUAGCUGGUCAUUCUGGGACCUCUGUGCCCCAAAGCUACCUUUCUCCUAGCACUAGAUCCAGUCCCUGCCUGGCAAAUAGCUAUCAAUCCAGUGACAGUCUCCUCUACACCUUUGGGUCACCUUCAGACCAGCCAAAUCUCAGAACCCUGCCCAGAUGCCACUCAAUGAGUUCUCUUCUGGGGGCCCAUAACAUCCCUGCCAAUGUUGGCACCUGUAGCUGGUUUGGUGACGUUGCUCUCAAUGGCAGCGAGAAGGAGACCAUGCGGUUUUUGAAUGAUCGUCUGGCCAACUACCUGCAGAAGGUGAGGCGACUAGAGCGGGAGAAGGCAGAGCUGGAGGGCAAAAUCCAGGAAUGGAAAGAGUGCCAAGUCCCCAACAUAUGCUCCAACUAUACCUCUUAUUUCAAGACCAUUGAUGAGCUUCAACGAAAGCUCCUGUGCUCAAAGUCAGAGAACUCCAGGUUGGCUGUGCAGGUCGACAACGCUAAACUGGCUGCGGACGACUUCAAGACUAAGUACAAGAGUGAGCUAUACCUUCGACAGCUGGUUGAAGGUGACAUAAACAGCCUUCACAGAAACUUGGAUGACCUGAGCCUAGCUAAAUGUGAGUUGGAAUCCCAGGUAGAGGCCCUGAAAGAGGAGAUGCUGUGUUUAAAGAAGAACCACGAGCAGGAAGUCCACAACCUGCAAUGCCAGCUGGGAGACAAGCUCCGCAUUGAGCUGGACACGGACCCACCUGGGGACCUCAACCGGAUGCUGGGCGAGAUGAGGUGCCAGUAUGAGACCAUGGUGAAGACCAACCAGAAUGAUGUGGAGCAGUGGUUUAUCGCUCAGAGUGAAGGCAUCAGUCUGCAGGCGCUGUCCUGUUCAGAGGAGCUACAGUGCUGCCAAUCCGAGAUCCUGGAGCUGAAACGCUCUGUGAAUGCUCUGGAGGUUGAGCUGCAGGCUCAGCACAAAAUGAAAGAUUGUUUGGAAAAUUCAUUAACUGAAUCUGAAGCUCGCUAUAGCACCGAGCUGGCCCAGAUGCAGUACCUGAUCAGCAACGUGGAGGAGCAGUUGGCUGAGAUCCGGGCUGACCUGGAGAGGCAGAACCAUGAGUACCAAGUGCUCCUGGAUGUUAAAGCCCGGCUGGUGUGUGAGAUCUCCACCUACCGAAAUCUGCUGGAGAGGGAGGACAGCAAGCUUCCUUGCAACCCAUGUGCAACUUCCUCAUGCCACACCCCAAAAGCUCCCACUUUGGGCUCCUCCCCCUCCAGCAUCCCAAAGAGUCAAGGAACUGGAAUGGCCAGCAAUAGAGCCUUCUCACAGGGGAAGUUCUGA